AUGGGCCGCCCACAACCCGCUCAUGAUGUUGAGUCGAACGACGACCAGGAGCGUCCAGCCUGGCGAGAUUGGGCAGCAGUAUUUAUCUGGAGUAUUGUUGGUUACUUGUGUAUUAUCAUGACCGUCAUUGGCUAUUUUAAUCCAUCUUUCCUGCCAUUUGAUCCAUCAGUCUUGAUGUUCAAUAAGGAUAUUUCUCCGUUCUUUGCAUAUUCGCAUGGCUCGGGUUAUUUUCCCAAGCCAACCGACUUCAAGAUCAUCGCCGUGGUUCCAUUUAGGUAUCAUGAACGCACGGAGAUUCUUGAUUGCUACCUGCAGAAAAACCUAGUUCAUAACCGCGGACUGCUUGAUCAGGUUGUUUUUGUUCCGGAUACACACGAUUCUAUAAGUCUGGAUUGGCUACAAUCUCUCGUUCUGCGAACGCCCGAAUAUUCAAUGGCUCCUCCGGGUAAGGACAUAGACUGGAAGAUUCUCCGGGAUAAUGUCAUGUAUAUUCGUAUCGAUGGGGAUACCGUUUUCCUAGAAGAUCACACUAUUCCUACAAUUGUCAAGACCAAGUUGGACCAUCCCGACUCACUGAUGGUUUCUGCCAAUGUCGCAAAUGAAGCUGCGCUUGCAUCACUGCACAGCCACCCAGGCGUUGCACUUCCAUACCUACCGGAACUGCAUCACGUUAAGCAGGCAUCUCGAUCGAAGUCUCAGUUAAGAGAGGAUUGGCGCACCUCGAGCCUCCCUGCCUGGGAGGGUCCCGAGAAUUUCAAAGUUCAGAAAGGAUUCGAAGCGCCUUUUGAGGGUCAUCGCUGGUUGCUACCCGCCGGGGCAGGUGCGGAUAGAGACCCCAUUGCUGCAUCGGUGUACACCGAUACUGGUCCGACUUUGAACGACUGGACUGUCGCUGCCCAGCAGCACUACUCUUUCCUUCACAACUUAGAGUGGAACAAAUUGAACAGGUAUAAGUUCCCAAUCUGGGAAGAUCCAACUGAGCCGAUCAGCUUCAACUUUGGAUGUUUCUGGGGAAGAGAUGCCCAGAUGCUGCGUGACAUUUUUGUGCGCCAGUCAACUCACGGAGACUCGUCGGAGUCAUGGGUUCAGGCGGAUGGGACACGACCACAUGUCAGCAUUGAUGGCAAAGGUCUAGUCUCACAUUAUCCGGCCAAAUUAGGGGCUGCAGGUUUAGACGCUACUGAUCUCCUAAGUCGAUACCGAGCAUAUGCCCAGGAGAAGGUUUGCCGAGAUAAGUGGUGA
This is a messenger RNA of Penicillium angulare, 1242 nucleotides long. RefSeq lists its product as uncharacterized. Lineage: Eukaryota; Fungi; Ascomycota; Eurotiomycetes; Eurotiales; Aspergillaceae. The record is from RefSeq and is a predicted model, not a curated record. The coding region runs from base 1 to 1242 and encodes 413 amino acids. The transcript is spliced from 2 exons.